AAAGCAAGCGGCGUUGACGGUAGAAUUGUCAUCUGGCACACGUAGACUCACAGAUAAUAAACACCCGCAUCAAAUCGAUAUGUCUUAAAUCUAUCGCCUUUGUCCACACCGCCUCGUGUUUCUCCCUAGUUCUGUUCUUGUAGUUACUCGAAAGUCCCUUAGAAUAGCUCUUAGUUGUAUAAGCCUCUAGAAGCCUACAGUUCCCCUGGCCGUUGCUAUUAUUGCCGUGCUAUUAAUACCAGUAGAGCUCCAUGCGAUCCGAUUUACUAGUUCCACAUAUUGAUCAUGUUAAAUUCAACGACAUCACCAAGUGACUUUAUUUACCGCAGGGCUCAAGGUUCACUCGUUGCUUCACCUACCCGAGAAGAUCUAGCCAUGGAACCAAGCCCACGUACGAAAGUGACCGGCACCAAGUCCCUACCAGUCACCGCAGCCGAAUGGGAAGUCGUUGAUCCCCAAUUCUUGCCGUUAUCACCUGGGGAGUGUCCAUGUUUCACCCCUCACCCAGAUCUUCGAUAUUUGAAGAGAGAAAAUGGUCAUCAACAACCACCGUACGACAAUAACCAUCCUCCACUAGAGCAAAUAGAAGCGCCGAACAACCGCGCUCCUCUGGCGUAUCCUCAGGAGUCAGCACCGCGCAUCUUCAAGCCUGAGCCAGAUGCGUACUCGCCCCAGGCUACAGACCAGCACCCGUGGCUAUCUCCGCCCUCCGAGCAGAACCCGGAUUUCCCUCUUCCUCCUGCACCCGCCCCAUCGCGCACAGAUGGCCGGACUCUCUCCAUAGCCACGUCCAGCCGCACCGUAAGUAUACCCAGCAGCAGCACGGGACCCAUUAUGAAUAUCUGCGCGACGGCGCGCGCCGUCCACGAUAUAUGCUUGCAAGCAACGAGGACGUAUCUCGACACGCAUAUCGCGAAUCGGCGUGCUCGGGCUGCCAGUCAGGGUUGGUCUAUGGCUUGUCAUGGCAGUGGUAGUGGGAGCAGCAGUAACGGCGCCAGCACGAACAACAGUAGCAACACCGCCAAUAGCAGCAACAAUAAUAAUAACAAUGCCUAUACUCAUGACUCCGCCUCCAGCUCAAAUGCUAUCCCCCCCUCAACUCAGUCCCUCCUGCUCAACACAAGCAGCAUCUGCAGCAUGCUCUGGACCGGAUCGCAACGAGACCGUUUACACGUGCUCAACGUCGAGCGGCUCGCGAUCGAAUCCAUGGGGCGGCUAAUGCACUGGGCGGAAACCGUGGCCCUUAGCAGCGAGGACGAGUGGCGGGUAGCCGACGACCAGGCGUUAUGGCAGGUACUCGACGCGGGGAGGAAUCUGUGCAGCUGGCUGGGAGUCCCGGAUGCGGUGCACGCGAUGGAGGCGCUGGAGGGGGAGGUGUUGGGGGAGUAUGGGGGCUCGUGAAGGGGGAUAGAGGGAUAGGGGGAUGAUGGAGAUGAUAACGUCGUUCCUAAGCGGAAGCAAGGUAAAGCAAUAGCGAGUGAAAACGGCGAGUAGGAAGGUCACGCAAGUGAUGAUGCGAAAUCCUAUAGCUGUACUGAAGAUCAGCACUAGAUAAACCAGCCAGUAAUGGGUAUUUCACGUCGUGGCAAGAGAAUUGCCGUAUCUUACUAUAGCAAGACAGCCUUCAGGAUCGACGGUAUCACUAUCGA
Molecule: messenger RNA, 1649 nt
Organism: Daldinia loculata
Lineage: Eukaryota; Fungi; Ascomycota; Sordariomycetes; Xylariales; Hypoxylaceae
Exons: 1
Coding region: 286-1401 (371 amino acids)
Source: RefSeq, a predicted model, not a curated record